AUGACGCUCAUCCAUCAUCGCACUUCGCCUCAAGAGCCUAUUGAAGAGCUCAUUCUAUCACUUCAAGGCUAUCUCGUCGAAGCCAAUCUCCCACCUGUUCGUAAGAUGGACAUUCCCCGAUCCAACCAUCGUCUCAUCAGUAUGAGCCAGUCGGUCGUCAUCUCUGGGCUCGGCGAGGACUUGUUCAAAGAUGCCGUGCAAGGCGCACUCUGCGUCUACCAGGUCUAUCAGCGCCUCAUUGAGACGUUGCACGGAAAACUACGAGAGUGGAGUCUGGUUGACCGCUCCGGACAUCUUGCUAUCCAGUUCGGUAAUCGUCUGCUUAGCAGGGGGAAGGAAGCUGCCGAUAAUGAGGUCGUAGACUUGGCAGACGUGGUUGACCCUUUUAACGUCCUUCGUCUGGUCUUGCGCGAUCACGUCCACACCACCGACAACGCCGUCCAGUACUGGGAGCGCACCGUGAAGAACUCCAAGGCGACGUACUCGAAAAUAAAACCUCACCAGAUCAACAUCUCCAACCUUGUCGAGCUGCAAAUCGCAUUUACAGUUGUCCGCCUCCCCCGUCAGGAGUACGUUUUUGUUCCCAAGCUUUGUUCAAUUUGUGUUUUAGACCGGGCUGUUGAGAGGCGAGCCAAGUCUCCCCGGCGCCUGAUGAAGCGAAAGGUUGGGUAUGGGGAGAGUGACAAAGAUGACGCUGAGGUUGCGUUAAAGCGCAUGCGCUUGGAGGAUGGCGGCUUACCAGGGAGUGCGGUUGUACCUCAGGCUGAUGUGUUGAUGGGCGAGUAG
Messenger RNA from Epithele typhae, 786 nucleotides. RefSeq lists its product as uncharacterized. Lineage: Eukaryota; Fungi; Basidiomycota; Agaricomycetes; Polyporales; Epitheliaceae. The record is from RefSeq and is a predicted model, not a curated record. The transcript is spliced from 4 exons. Bases 1 to 786 code for a protein of 261 amino acids.